AUGUUGGAACUCCUACUCGACUCUCUUUCCAAGAGGAAGAGUAUUGUUCAAGCAUUGAUUGCAGCCGGCGAAUAUGGUUGCCCACUAACGAAGCUUGAUUUACGUUUGACUGUUUUGUCAUUUGUCAUUGAGUUAUGUCAGGAUCACAACAUUUCUUUUGUGUUUAUUCCUCCUAAUUCUACACAUCUCACCCAACCCCUUGAUGUGGAUUUUUUUGCGCCCCUUAAAAAAGCCUGGCGCAAGAUCUUAUUACAGUACAAAAUGGAAAACCCAAAUCAAACGGCAAUCAACAAAAACCACUUCCCAAAAUUGCUUACGCAAUUGAUUAAAACAAUUGAAAUAAACGAGGUACAAAACAUAAAAAGCGGCUUUAGAGCCACUGGGAUAUACCCUUUUAAUCCACGUGAAGUUUUGAAAAGAAUCCCAGAAUGUGCCGAAGAAAUGGGCAAUACUCAUAAUAUUGACAGUGCUUUAUUAGAAUAUUUAAAAACUACCAGACAAUCUAAACCAUUGACAUCAAAUAGAAACAGGAAAGUCGUGGUUGAACCUGGAAAAUCAGUUACAGUUGAUGAUAUUCAAAACCGCACUAAAGACACUAAGAAACGUUCCGCAAAAAACAAAUCUGCUGUAAUAAGAAGUACCGCUGUUCAAACAGCUAAAAACCAGAAAUUGAACGAUACACCUUCAACGGCAAGUGUCGGCAAAGAGAACCAAAUUUUAGAUCAAUUCAAAGACGAGCUAGACUUCUGUGAUAACUUCUCUUUAUCAUUCUUGGCAGACAAAAACAGCGUCAACGAAAAUUAUACAAUUGAUGAUAUAAGAAAUAAUGACGAAUACAAUAUAAACACAUAUACAACAGCACAUCAAGCUUUACCAACUUUUACUGAACUUGACAUAUUAGACGAAAAAAACGGAACUUUACUCUCACAAAUUACACCCACAUUAUGUGAAAUAAAUGCUUCAAGCGGUAUCAUUAUUCGUGAAUGUGCUCGGACAAAUAUUAUUUUGAAACCAAACAAUCAUGGCUUGUGUGAAGAAAACACUAACCUAUUGAAAACUGAAAAACAAAAACCAAAGAUUGUAUCUUGUGUAACUAUACCGUCCACAAAACGUACGUCAAAUAUUAUUUACCAAAGCGAUUAUGAUAAAGAAAAUAUUGAAACUAGACAAACGAUAGCAAAACAAAAUGAUUUUUCUUUUUACAUAGAACAGUCUAGAAAUAUUUCAACAAAAGCGGAAAAAAUUAAAAAAACAAAAACUUCCAAUGUUAAGCUGCGACCAAAGAAAAUAAUUAGAAAAGACUUUAAAGUUUCCAAAGAAAAAAAUAUGAAAGGCUUAAAGAAGAAAUUGAAACGAAGAGACAGUAAAUCAAGCAACAGUGAUAUCGAUAUGAGUAUUCACAGUGAUUCAGAUAUAUGCGGAAUUGUUUCCGAUCAAGAUGAGCCAGGUUCUCCUUUAGAUACUUAUUAUUCUAAUUUAUCUAUAGGCAGUGAAAACAAAGUAGCACUAGGAAUGGUGUCGACUAUCACAAAAACAAGUCCUAAUUUAUGUUUGAAUGAACCACUUGUUCCUGUAACAGUAGAUCAUUUUUCAGAACCAGGGCCCUCGACUAUUUCAACGCGCGAAGAAGUUUCUGUAGAGUAUAAAGUAGGCGAGUAUGUUUUGGUUAGAUACUUUUUUACAAAAAAAGUGGAUUAUUACGUGGGAAUCAUUUUAGACAAGCCAAAAAAUGGAAAGUUGAAAGUAUCUUUCUUAAGAAAAGUCGGCAAAAAUGACAACUCAAAAUUUAUAAAAGUAAAAUCACCGGAUAUCGAAGUAAUAGACUGUAAGAAUAUUGUCAAGACUGUUAAGCUUCUAGCUAUUAAUGACGCCGAAACUGAUUUUGUACUUGCUGAUGAUGACGAUUACAUUUAUUUUGAUUAUUAA
This is a messenger RNA of Parnassius mnemosyne (clouded apollo), 1926 nucleotides long. Lineage: Eukaryota; Metazoa; Arthropoda; Insecta; Lepidoptera; Papilionidae. The record is from the annotation of a GenBank genome assembly.